Tympanuchus pallidicinctus (lesser prairie-chicken) is the source of this 1344-nucleotide messenger RNA. It is a transcript of the gene LIN52, whose product is annotated as lin-52 DREAM MuvB core complex component. The transcript has 7 exons. Gene Ontology annotation, biological process: regulation of DNA-templated transcription. Gene Ontology annotation, cellular component: DRM complex. The coding region runs from base 96 to 446 and encodes 116 amino acids. The record is from RefSeq and is a predicted model, not a curated record. Lineage: Eukaryota; Metazoa; Chordata; Aves; Galliformes; Phasianidae.
GAUUGGCCACGAGAACUGAGGCGCACUGGCUCGGCUCUGUGGUCACACGGGUGGAUUCCCGCGGGUGGCGGGUUAGAUCACGUGACGCGCGCAAGAUGGCGGCUCCCGGGGACGGUGCCGAUCUGGAAGCCUCACUGCUGAGUUUUGAGAAGCUUGACCGGGCUUCUCCGGAUCUGUGGCCUGAGCAGUUGCCCGGCGUCGCCGAGUUCGCCGCCUCCUUCAAAAGCCCUAUUACAAACUCACCUCCCAAAUGGAUGGCUGAACUGGAAAAUGAUGAUAUCGAUAUGUUAAAGGAGCUGGGAAGUCUCACUAUAGCUAACCUGAUGGAGAAGGUUCGUGGCCUGCAGAACUUGGCUUAUCAGCUGGGACUGGAUGAAUGUCUCUCUUGGGAGAGGAGCGCGCUUUGCUACCAGUGUCAGAGAAACGUUCGCUUUGAUUUGCAUUAACUUGCUAGGAGAUUGGGUUGCAAUGGCAUUGAUGUCUCUGCUUGCUGCAGAAGGAGGUAUAUACUAUCAGAGUUGGCAAAGGAGAAAAUCCUGGAACUCUCUUAAAUGUGUCAGAAGUUCAAACUCCUGUAAUUUCUCUCUGCAGUUAUUUCGUUUGCCUGUUGUUGACACUUUUAUCAGUAUGUUCUCUGCAUGCUAUGUAUGCAGAAUCAUUUGUUAAUUAUAUAUUUCAGGUUGGAUUAUUUGUCUAUGAUUUUUAGUGUACUAAAAAGUUCAGUAAAUGUUUUCUUUCCAUGGCAUUUUUAAAUAAUUAAAGUAACUGUGAAAGUCAAACUUUCAUCAAAAGCCCUGGAUGCAGCUUAUUGAAGUUUUUCUAAGUCGUUUGGGCAUCUUUUGUGGAAGGAACGUAAUAAUACACAACAUAAACUCUAUGACUGUGUAGAUAAUUUUUAAAUGUACAUAGAUGACAUCUUAGCAUUCCCAAUGCUCUUACAUCUGCCAUUGCUUGUUUGUUAAUUCUGAAGACUAAUGGUAGAAAUACUGGAAGGUGAUUUUUCAAGUGUUAGACAACGUCUGUCUGGGUCUAGUAACUGGGUUUCCAAAGUUCUGUGUAAGGAUCACAUGCUAAGUACUUGGCACAUAUCCAUAAUAUUAAAACUACUGUUGAUCGUAAUGAGUGGUGACCAAUGCAACAGCAAUUGUCAGUAAAAACUGAAUAGUGAGACACUUUGUAUCUGAUCUUAUUGAGAUGUCUGCCUUUUUUUCCUCAUUCUUUCCUCUUAUUUACAUCUCCAGUUCUAGUUUGUAGAUGUGAAAGGUACUUUGUGCUGCUUGCCUUAAAAAUUAAUAAAUAAUACUUUAAGUUGUACCUUGGCAUUCCUUCCUAAAUAAUUGAACA